This is a messenger RNA of Chondrus crispus (carragheen), 1921 nucleotides long. RefSeq lists its product as hypothetical. Gene Ontology annotation, molecular function: ATP hydrolysis activity; ABC-type transporter activity; ATP binding. Gene Ontology annotation, biological process: transmembrane transport. The coding region runs from base 1 to 1605 and encodes 534 amino acids. Gene Ontology annotation, cellular component: membrane. The transcript has 2 exons. Lineage: Eukaryota; Rhodophyta; Florideophyceae; Gigartinales; Gigartinaceae. The record is from RefSeq and is a predicted model, not a curated record.
AUGUACGCCGUCGUGCUCAGCGCGAUCCAGAAGUUCUUCUGGAACGUCCUGAGCAGUAAGGACGCGGCGUCGUUCGGCCGCCUCGUCGCCAUGUACGGCGCGGCCGUGCUCGUCGGCCCCGUCGUCCUCGCGCUCUUCCAGUGGGCGAAGGAGAGGCUCGCGCUCAUGUGGCGCCGCGCGCUCACGGAGCACCUGUUGGCAGCGUACUUUGAGGAUCGCAGGUAUUACGCGCUCUCAGUCAACGCAAACGAGAUUGAUAACCCGGACCAGAGGAUUGCGGAGGAUGUGAGGAACUUCACUUCGAGGGCAGUGAGGUUUUUCACCAUCGCGGGUGUGGCCUUCUUCGAUGUUAUCGUCUUCGCCGUCAUUCUGUACCGCGUGUACGCCCCGUUGUUAUACAUCCUGCUGGCGUACUCUGCGGCGGGGACGGUCAUGAUCGCGUUUGCCGGCGCCCGUCUGCUGCCGCUAAACCGUGAGCAGGCGGUACGCGAGGCCAACUUCCGCUUCGGCCUGGUGCGCGUGCGUGAGGCCACAGAGAGUGUCGCCUUCUACGCGGGGGAGGAUGCGGAACGCUCGGAGCUGCAGCGUCGCUUCGCGUCUGCCUUCCGCAACAACCUGCGCCUGCUUGCGUUGCAGCGCAACGUCGGCUUCCUGUCCGCCUCCUUCCGCUACUGGGCCCAGCUGGUCCCCACCGUCGUCGUCGCCCCGCAGUACUUUGCAGGUUCCCUCCGCCUCGGCUCCAUCAGCCAGGUCUACUUCUCCUUCAACCACGUUCUCAACUCGCUAGGUCUGUUUGUCGCGGAGUUCAGCGCCCUGGCGGAGUUUGGAGCCGGCGUGCGUCGUCUCAAGGGCCUGGCGGACAGCCUGGCGGACCGCGGCGACCCGGGCCGCCGCAAGAUCCUCACCGAGCUGGACAAGAGCGACGAGGCGCAGUCGCUCCGUCUGACCCAUCUCACCGUGGAGACGCCGAGCGCCCCGCCGCGCGUGCUCGUCGACAACCUGAGCCUGCACGUGCCGGCCGGCGGGCGCCUGGUCGUGGUCGGCCGCUCCGGCAUCGGCAAGAGCUCGCUCAUGCGCGCCGUGUGCGGCCUGUGGGACUCCGGGUCCGGUGCCAUCGAGCGACCUUCCGCAAGCAACACGCUCUUCCUCCCGCAACGCCCGUUUCUUAUGCUCGGCUCCCUGCGCGAGAACGUCAUCUACCCGAGCACGCGCGGCGACGUCACGGACGCCGACGUCGAGGACGCCCUGCGCCGCGUCAACCUCGGCUAUCUCAUCCACCGCGACGCGGGCCUCGACGCGCCCGGCGAGACACUCACGAGACGCCUCAGCCUCGGCGAGCAGCAGCGCCUCGCGUUUGCACGCAUCGUCAUCUCGAGGCCGAAGCUCGUCGUGCUGGAUGAGUCGUCCUCCGCCUUGGACUUGGACAACGAGGCCGAUAUGUAUAGGCUCAUUGACGAGAUGGGCGCCACGUGCAUCAGCGUCGGGAAUAGGCCGACUUUGCUCGAGUUUCACGACCAGGUCCUUAGGAUUCAGGGCAAUGGCGAGUGGGAAGUUGAGACUCCCGAGAAGACGAGGGAGAGGCUCAACAAGUCCUUGCACAGUUGACCAGGUGUUUCCCGCACAGAACAGUUUUUUUUUGGGGGGGUGGUGUUCUACGUCCGUUACCUAAUGCUGAGAGUUUUUGCGCCCUGAAGUCGACACUGCUGCCGUCGGUACCUGCGUAUGUGUACAUACCGCGUAUGUGCAGAACAGAAUACGAUAGCUACCGUAGAUGGUCAACUGGUGUUGUCUUUAGCGCUGAUGAAAUGAGAUGGAACCCUUUUUGAAAUGCCACGGUGGCGGCAGGGUGGCUUCUGUGUAUUGUAGUCUUUUGAGAAUUUGCCAUUCCCACUCGUGCUCACGUAAACGCAUACUUUGCAAU